Molossus molossus (Pallas's mastiff bat) is the source of this 1620-nucleotide messenger RNA. RefSeq names its product E2F-associated phosphoprotein-like. Gene Ontology annotation, cellular component: nucleus. NCBI's taxonomy places the organism in Eukaryota, Metazoa, Chordata, Mammalia, Chiroptera, Molossidae. The record is from RefSeq and is a predicted model, not a curated record. Gene Ontology annotation, biological process: positive regulation of cell population proliferation.
AUGUGGGACAGAGAAAUGCAUCCAUGGAACAGAGUGGAGAGUUCACAAACAGACCUACACAAAGAGGCACAACUGAUUUUUGACAAAGCCUAUACAGUUCAGACACCAGAGAGUGUGCCUCCCACUGUGGCUACAGAAUCUUCUAUGAAAACUUUGGCUGUUUGCAAUGGACCUCUGGACUGCUAUGACUUUCUGAUCAAAGCUCAUAAGUUAAAGGAUGAUGAACAUCAAAGACGAGUCAUGCAGUGUUUACAGAAAUUACAUGAGGACCUUAAGGGAUAUAGUAUAGAGGCAGAAGGCCUUUUUCAAAGGUUUUCAAAACUGCUGAGAAGCAGUUUACUUUUCCAUUGUAGUACCAAAAAUACUGUUUUAAAUGUCUACUGUGGUCCAAAGUAUAAUAAGUACACGGAGAACCUAAUGAAUCGUGGAUCUAAAUGGUCUGGAACCACACCCACAAUCUCUGAGGUAUGCCUGUAUGUAGACAUAUAUGCUGCGUACCAACAUUUCGGUAAAACACCAACCACUUAUAUGAUGUGGUCCCGUAAAGUUGCAAUGGAGCUGAACACCAUCAUUUUUGAGAGAUCAAGACACAGUGUGACUGAAAACCAUAAAGCUGAAGACCAUAAAGCAACAUUUUUUCCAAAGCUGUUAAAGAAGAAAUUAUCUCAGAGGGAAGGACCCGCGGAGGAAGCCGAUCCUCUGCCGGCGCCGGUGGACGGUGUCGCAGGCGGAGGCCACCGUGAGCGGCUCCAGGAUGACUAUGACCCCGACGCAGUUGGAGAGCCCAGCGACCAGGAGCCGGCUUGGAAGUCUGAGGAUGAAGUGUAAGUGCUUUUACAUGGAACUCCUGACCCCAAACGAAAACUCAUCAGACAAUGUCUUACUGGAGAAAGUGAAUCAUCUAGUGAAGAUGAACUUGAAAAAGAAAUGGAAGCUGAAUUAAAUUCCAGCAUAAAAACGAUGGAGGUCAAAUGAUCCUUCCUGGGAACAGGGUCUUCUUCAGGAAAUGGGUACGUUGGGACAGCUUCGACAAAGUACUAUGAUGAUAUAUAUUUUUAUUCUGAUUCUGAGGAUGAAGACAAAACAGCACAGAAGAAGAAGAAGAAGAAGAAGAAGAAGGAGGAGGAGGAGGGGGAGGAGGAGCACUGGAUUCCAACAAAUGAUGAGUUACUACAUGAUCCUGAAAAAGAGAACAGAGAUCAGGCCUGGGCUGAUGCACGGAGAUGGGGCUACCAUGGUUUUGGAAUGCAGAGGCCACGUCAACAACAACAGCCUGUUCCAGAUAGUGAUGCUGUCUUGAAUUGCCCUGCCUGCAUGACCACGCUGUGUCCUGAUUGUCAAAGGCAUGAAUCAUACAAAACUCGGUAUAGAGCAAUGUUUGUGAUGAAUUGUUCUGUCAACAAAGAGGAGGUUCUACAAUACAAAACCCCAGAGAACAGAAAGAAAAAACGAGGCGGUAAGAAGAUGAGGUCUAAUCAUGAAGAUGCUGCAGAACAGGCAGAGACAGACGUGGAAGAAAUCUAUCACCCAGUUAUGUGCCCCGAAUGUUCUACUGAAGUGGCGGUCUAUGACAAGGACGAAGUCUUACACUUUUUCAAUGUUUUAGCAAGCCAUUCCUAA